This is a messenger RNA of Acipenser ruthenus (sterlet), 8451 nucleotides long. RefSeq names its product cilia- and flagella-associated protein 46. The transcript is spliced from 60 exons. The record is from RefSeq and is a predicted model, not a curated record. Lineage: Eukaryota; Metazoa; Chordata; Actinopteri; Acipenseriformes; Acipenseridae. Gene Ontology annotation, molecular function: protein binding. Bases 215 to 8239 code for a protein of 2674 amino acids. Gene Ontology annotation, biological process: cilium movement involved in cell motility; axoneme assembly.
CCCUUUUCACUUCCUCUAGUUUCACGGCUCUCGUUUGGUUGCUAAGAAACGGGACCUAAACAGAAAGGAGACCAGUGAUGCAGAGAAAUUGCAGUCGUUUGAAAAAAAGUUAGAAUUCAACUGAAGAAAUAAUUUAAAAAACAAACAAACAAACAAACUUAAAGCAUAUGCAGCGUGACAGAGGAAGAAACCAUUUUCUUAAAAGAAAAGCACUAUGGACCUGAGCAUUCGGCAGCUUUUAGCUGCGGCUGAAAAGCAUAAAGACGUUGAGGCUUUGAAGAAUGCAUAUGACUUGAUCAAAGUGGGGGCCAAAGAAAGAGUGACAGUUGAUACAACAGCGAGCUUCAGUCCUGAUUUAUAUGUUCUCUGCGCAGAGCAAGCCUUCCAGCUGGGUAGCAAGGAAACCAGCAAGAACUGUCUACAGAUGUACUUUAAAGAAAAACCGCCAUCCAAUCAGUUUCUUGGCAGAGCGUAUGUGUGCCAAGGCCAGAUAAAUGCACCGGUGACUGCUGGAAAUCCAGAGGAACUGGACAAGGCUGCUGUGUAUUUUAUGAAAGCAAUUGAUUUUUCAAAAAAGCAUCCAAGAUACCACUUUAUAACUUUCAAUGCAUCUGUUCUUUACUGGACAAUGGUCAGGCCAUUUCUUAGGCCUGGCUUCCGUCGAUGUUUGAUCCCCACCUUAACUCAGGUUGUGAAAGCACUUGAAGAAAUUGGAGAGUCCGACUUCAGCUGGAGGGCGCAGCUAAUGUUGGAACUGGUGGAGUGUUUUUUAGAUGCUGGAAAAGUAAAAGAUGCAACCGGGUUUGCCAAAGGCACAGCUGAAUUCAUUGAAGCAAAUGUCCCCUUUAUGUACCAGAAGAUAUUUUCACUUCAGGUCCGUCACAAAUUACUAGAUCCUGCUAAAGCAGCCAACAAAGCCAAAACCAACCUUGGACUAAGAGUGAUUUUUAAUAUACAGCAACUAAAAUCUCAAUUAGAAUCCUUGGAGCCAUUAAAAGACAGUACAACUAAGCUGAAAAACAUCUACCAAUAUCUGAUGCAGUCAGAUGCAGAACAUUCACUAUGUCCUUCUGAUGACUCACCGACUCCCCAGAUCACCAACACAGAGAGGAUUGCUUUGCUGGUAGACCUAGCUCAUCUUUCAUUGGAACUAAAGUGUCCUCAUGUGACAAAAGCUUGUCUAUCUGAUCUAAAGAUGUUGGGAGUUACAGACAAAAGGAAACUUAUUCAGAUUGAGUGCUUGCAAUGUGAACUUGAAUUGCAAACACAUGGUGGUAAGGCAGAUGAAUAUUCCAGAAGCUAUGUGGAGGCACAACAGAAAAUGAUACAAAAAUUAGACCAAACUUUACAGAAUGCUGUACGAUUGGGGGACAUGAAUGCAAUCCAGGUAGUAUGUGUCACACAGUGGAAUCUUUGUAUGCCACUUCUUCAACACAAUAUAAGAAAAAGUAUCAGGAAACAGCUGAUCCGGGUGGCAGAGGUCCUUGAGGAGAUAAACAGCUUGAUGUUUCAGCUGCGUUGCAAGAUCCAUAUAGAGAUAAGUCAAAUUGAAGAAGAUGAUGAUCGAAUAGAGGAUGCCAUUCAACAUGUUCAUAAAGCAAUACAUUUGGAUGACAAAGGAGUAUAUAGAGAGUGCCUCCAGACAUCUCUUCACCUUCUUACUCUACGUGGGAUGUUGUACAAGAGACCUGACCGACCAGAGGACCAAGCUGCAAUGACCAUUGAACAGGCAAAGAAAGGAAAUCCAAAUGAUGGUGUGAGAAAGAAGCGUCCCCUGUUGGUUAAUGCUGGCAUAGCUUUAGCCCCUGAUGCCUUUCAAGUUGUUCUUGAUGGUGAAAAUGAAGCUAAAGUUUCCACAGCAAAAAACAGAAAUAGUCUAAUAAGCCAACUUUCUGCAAAAGCCCAGCAUCAUACUUCAUCAAUACAAAAGAUAGGUGGACAUCUAAAAAGAUUAGGAAAUCACAAUGACAAAGAAAGAAUGAGACUCUGGGCAACUUUAGCAAAAGUAGCAAGAAAGCAGGAAGUGUGGGAUGUCUGUUGUACCGCAUGCAGGUUCUGUCUAUUGUACGAUGAUGAUCGUUGGAAAGCUCCAAAAACAGCUGAUUAUGAAAAAAAAGAUGAUGAAGGGGCAAUGGAAGGAAUUCUUGGUGAUGUUAGUUUAGCUCAAGGAUCCCCAAGAAUGAUAAAAGAAUCAUCGGAAAAGGAUUUAAUACGAAUACUUGCCCAAAUACGGUUAAUUUGUGCAGAGGCAACUAUUUACAAGUUAAGAUCAGAAGGAAUCCUGCUUAAUGACAAAGCUAUUCCACCAGAGGACAAAAGUAAGCAUCCCAUAGGAUUUAUUAUGAAAAAUCCAGAAACUGACCCAGAGUGGAUAAUCUACAGGGACUGGAUCCAGUAUUUGUCCAGCUAUGCAACAGAGAACCUUUUACGAGCAGCGGAGCUGGGAGUAGAGCUGCAUGAAGACUGGAUUGUUUGCAAUGCUGCUGUGUACAUCUGGAACUACAAUAACCACCUCAUUAGGUCUGGAAGGCAAAGGGAGCUUGUUGAUACUCUCCAGACAGUACUUGCUGCUCUCAAGCAAACUGGCCACAGUGGAGAAACUGUGCUUUUGGUAAUGCUGUGCAAUACUUUAGCCCAGGGCUUGAUUUAUCCCUGGAUUCCAAGCUCUGCUAAAAACAGUGAUGAGAAGAAAGAGGCAGAGAAGAGAGAGCGUGAAAAAUCUACAACAAUUGAAAAAAGCAAAAAGGGGUCUGGAAAAGGGACAGAAAAGUCAAACAGUGUGCAAACUUUUUUGCUUGAUCAAAAUGCUCUGCAGGAUGUAAAAAAAGCGUUGGAGGUUUGUGAAUAUGCACUGAACUUGACCAAUGGUAAUGUGCCUUCUGAAGUAGUUCCCAUUGAUAUAAAACAGCAGAUUAUUGUGACUUGGAUCAAAGUGAAGCAGCUUCUGCAACAACAAAUUGGUCCAAGGCUUGAAAUUGAUGAUGAGGGAAAAAAUGAUACCCAGAGUGCUAUGACAAAGGUACUGGUUGGACUAGAAAUGCACUCAUGUAAUCAUGCAAAGUUAAUGGAAUUCUCUGCUCCUAAUCUCUCUGUGUUGGCGAAGAUGACCUCCGAUUGCAGUUGGUCUGAUCCAGUUGUUGAACUGCAGGCAUGGAUGCAGCUUGCACACUUUGCUAAUUUGCUUCAUGAUCAUGAAUUAGUAUUGGUGUGCUCCCAGAGGGCAAUGCAGCUGGAAGAAGCAGCUGCAAAACAAGCUAAAUUGAAUAAGCAAGAGAUAUAUGAUUAUAAAGUUGUGCAAGAGAUGUUGAGUACUGCUGCCUGUAUCCAGGGACAAAGCAUAAUGCAGACCUCAGCAGGAAAACCACAUUUACGGAAAGCAGCUUUGAAUGUAUUUGAAUUGAGUGCCUGUUAUGCAGAAAAAGCAAAAAGCAACAAACUUGUUAUGGUGGCAGCUCGACACUUCUGGAAUACUUGUUGGCCUCUUAUACAUUCACCAACAGAUAGAGAAAUGUUAUUGGGCUCAAUUAUAAAGAUACUAAAGGCCAUCACUACUAGUUCCAAGGGGAAAACGGAUGAAUGGGAUAAAUUGCCUGCACAGGCAAGCAUAACAUUUGGACAUUCCACUGCUACAAGUGCACCACCAGUUACAAGUGUUGGAAACCCAGAAGAGGAUCUUACUUUGAGAGCAGCUAUGUAUGGACUUUUGUUCCAUAUUUUUGCAGAUAGAAAGGAAUGGGAAGCAGGACUAAAAGUUCUUGAUGAAGCAAUCAAGGAAAUGCCCAGAACAAAGCACAGACUCCUUAUUUUCAAGCACAGGGUUAUCGUGAAAGCCAGACUUGGUCACAGUAUAAUGAUGGAUAUUCAGAAAUUCAAAGAUGAAAAUGAAGAUUAUGUUUCCUACAUGUGGCAUCGUGUGGCACUCUGCUCUAAGGAAACAGUAGAGCAGUUAGCAUGUUAUCAGAAUGCCAUUGGAUCUUUGCAGAAACCAGAGAGUGACUGGCAGAAGGUGGAUUACUUGCUUGAGUUUGGAGAAUGGCUUUACAAAAAUCAAUUCCCUAUUACAGAUUCACUUUACCAGAUAGAAUGGGCGAUUGAUAUACUUCUGCACAUGACGUAUUCGGAAGAUAACCAAGAUUAUGAGGGGCAUGCUGAAAAAGACAACAUAAUCCCAGUGAAACAUCGGUCUGAGAUUGGAGUGCAAAUUGCAAAUACCAGCCUGUCUAUUACUGACUUAAAACAUGUGAAACAGCUCGAGGCUCUCAUUAGAGCACACACAUUAAUGGCAGUCAUUUCAAGCUGUGCUUCUCCUCAACACCAACAGCACUGUCUUAUGGCUUAUGCUUACGUAAUGCGCAUCUGGCAGGUAUCAUUGUCAGCUGCUGGCCUGAUUAUCAAAGAUUCACUGAAAAAUCCUUCUGCUCCUCCUUCCCGUUCUACUCCCAUUUCCACUCCAAAGAAAGACAAAGAAAACAAAUCCAAACAGCCUCAACCUCCAGUUCGAGAGAAACCAAAGCAAAAGGGGCCACCGGAUAGUUUGCCUUCUUAUCCAGAGGAGUGGGCUGGGUAUGACUGCCCUAAUGAAGUCAGACAGGCCUUUAAACAGGAUCUAAGUUUUUCUUCUGUCAAUGAGAGGAACAUCACAAAACCUACUCAAAGCUUGUUCUAUUUGGAUCAGUUAGUGAAAGAGCUGAAGUUUUUGUCACUGCCCCAUUUGACAUUGCCUGUUCUACAACUUGCUGAAGUAAUUGCCCAUGAAGUAAUGGACAGCAAGAGUCUAUCUGACCUCUACCAUCUAAGAAUUGCACAGAUUUCUUCAGGGCUUGGUUUUAGUCUAUUUGCGACAUACCACGAGAAGGUUGUUGGAACAGUGUUCAUACACGAGGAGGAACAGAUCAAGUGUCGACAAACUGUUGUUUUGCAUAAGGAGAAACAAAUGCAGGCAAUAAAAGAGGGAACACCAAAGAUUUCAGAUGAAACUCAGUUGGAAAAGACCUUAAAGCUUAUUGACAGUACCUUAUCUGGAAAGAAAAUAAGUGGGCUUUGUGUUCAAGAUAUGUGGAUUCAGAAGGCUGAAAUUCUGCUUGAAUUGGGCUUGUACCAACCAGCUAGGCAUCUUUUGCUAGAGGCUCAUAUGACUGCCAGGGAACUAGAUGACAAAGCAGCACAGGCCCAAUGUUUAUAUCUCUUUGCUGUGCUGGCGAAUUCUGAAAUGAACCAUGGUCAAGCCAAGGCACUACUGGAAGAGGCACAGAGUAUUGGAGGGGAUGAAAACUUCUGGUUUAAUUUGACACUUUGUCUUGUGAAGGCCAUAAUAGAAGAAAACAGUAAAGACAAAGACAAUAUGGCCUGUAAAGUUUUGGAACACACAAUUUCAGUGUUUAGAUCUGCCUUGGAAGAGAGACCCAACAGAGUAACAGUACUAAGAUUCAUGAUUGCAUCGUUGGAGAGCAAGUUGGCAACUAUACAGAUAGAGUCAUUACAACAUGAAACUGCCCAUGUGCUCCUGCACCCUCAGCAAGUAAAGAUACUUAUGGCAUCCUGCGAUACAUUAAACCAGUCUGCAAAGGAUUUCUUUAAGUAUGGCUACAAAGAACAAGGAGUGGAUGCCAUGCUAGAACAUUCAAAAGGGUUACGAAUGCUUGCUAAACACACAGACGAUAAAGAAUUCAAGUGUCGUUGUCUGUUAGACUCCUAUUCCCUGAUGCUCCAAGCAGUUACAACAGAGGAGGAAACAUUCAACAAUACACUUAGCCUGUUGCAACCUCAAGAGAUGAGAAACCUGACUUUGCCUUUGUUGAGAAAGCUGGCCAAUCUGAAAUUCAGCCUUGUGGACUUGACCUUAGAUAUGCUUCAUUUGGUUUGCGCUGAAGAGAAGCAGCAAGCAUUAGCUGAAGAAAGAAAAGGCUCAGUACAGAAAAUUGUGGAAGAGUACGUGCGUUGUACGCCAAACUAUUCUUCUGUACAGCAGGAAUGGGUCACAACUGGGAAGACCUUGGGGCAAGUUGCUUUGGCACAACUUGAAAGUAUACAUACUCUUUGUUCUAGCUCUGUGGAAAUGAGGGCUAAGUGCUUGUGCCAGAUAGGAAAGUGUCUACGAUUGCUAGCAGUUCAGAUUGACCCACUUCAUCCCUCAGUUCAGUGGGACAGUCAAUUUGUGGAGGAAAUUAAGCUUGCUUUAAAACAAAUUCAUGUUGAAGAAGAACAUUCACAAGAAACAAACAAUUUGGGACACUACCCCAUUACGCACCAGGGAGUGCUGCAAUAUAUGUCAAAAGCUAUUAGGCUUAAGGAUGCAAGGAUUGUGGCACAGCAGUACUUGGCUCAAGCUAGUGAAGUAUUGGCACAAGCCAUCAGUUUAUCUCUUAACAACAAAUUCACUGAAAUCCUGGCAGCAGCUUGCCUUAAUAUGCUUGAAUGUCUUGGACAAUUCGACCCAGUUUCUUCAGGUCAAUACUUGGCUCUGUAUCAGAGUUGCCGUGCAUCUCUUAUGAUGGGUGAUAUCUUGAAAGAAGCUACCUCUGACACUAGCAGCUCCCAGCUUGCAGCUCUACUGCAUCUUCAGCAUCAGAUACAUCAAACAAAGGCUGAUGGAACAAACACUCUUCUCAAAACAGUUGAGCAAAGGCUUACUGCGAUUUCUAAGUCCUACGCAAACCUCAGCAUUAAUCCACAACAUCUCAACCACCUAAACGAACUUCCACCUAACUUUAAGAUUGUCAUUCUUCAGCAUUCUGAAGACAGGUCUGUUCUGUAUGGAGCAUUUCUGGACAGAUUGAAAACCACAGGGAGGGGUAUUCAACAAGCGGGCACAUUGGUUCGUACUAGAGUUGCACGAGCAGCUGUGGACCCAGAAAUAUUCUCCAAGCUGCUUUCAAGAGUUCGUCUUCAUAAGAAAGAAGUGAUGCAAGUACUCCUUAAAAAGGAGUACCAGCGUAGCCACAAUGCACAGCAGAGGAGCAUGUUAGAAAACUUACUGCACAACACCAAGGGAGCACAUAAUGAAGCCUCCAAAGUAACAAAAGAUGAGCCAACACUGCUAUCAAACUUCAGUGAAAUUGUGAAACACUUGGAGGAUUAUCUCAAUCCUGUUAUCUCCCAAUUUGACUUCCCAGGUUUGAGAACGCGGACUCCAUCAGCCUCAACUGCAGAGUCAGGGAAAACAAAAGACAAAGACAAGGAAGACAAACCUGCAGCUGAUAAAGCUUUACCAGGUGCGCCUGCAGAUAUGGGAGAAUGUGUCAUUCUGCUGGCAGACACAUUGCUUAUGGAGCUGCCUUUGGAAGCAUUGAAAGUCCUUCAAGAGGAUGGGAUAAGCUCAGUAUCAAGAGAUUUCUCACUGCAGCUCCUCUACAACCGUAUGCACAGGGAAGAAGGAGCUGAAAGUGACAACAAAAAGGAUGCUAAAAGUGCAAAAGGACCAAAAGCAAAAGGAGAUCAAAAGAAGUCUAUCAAAGGGGUUCCUGUCAGUCGAGUUUUACCACCUAAUUGCAUCUCAGUGGACACACACAACAUCAAAUAUGUUGUGGACCCAUAUAAUGAAGCAAGAGAAACAGAAUCGGUGAGUCCAGUGCAUAAAAUGAGCAGAAUACUGGAAACCUACAACCAGCAAUUUACACCUUAUUGGGAAGGAGUGAUGGACAGAGGACAUAAUCCGAGCCAUGCCGAAUUGGAACAACUGAUGAAUAGUUGUAGUGCAUUUAUUUUUUAUGGAACAGAACGAUUUCUGGCAAACUUCAUGCCUUCUAAACUUGUUGCAAAGAAUUUUCCAGAGUGCCAGCUGGUGAUCAUAUUUGAUCUGGUCCAGAGCAGUCUUAGUUUCUUGCGACAGUCAAAACUGGAUGUAGAAAAAAGUGCAUUGCAGUUGUCACUGGAAAGACCUCUUGAUACAGCUAUUCUUUUGAGUCUCACUGGUGUUCGCUCCAUCAUGGCUAACCAGUGGCAUACCACUCUUCAACAAAAUGCUGCAAACCUGGACAUAAUAUUUGAAAAUCUACUGAAGCUGGGACAGACAGCUGGCCAGUCAGUGCGUGCUGUCCAAAAGCAUGGAAUGCAGAAUGAACCUAUAGAAGCAGAGGAGCGUCCCAGAUCAACCAUUAACAAUGAAGGGGCUGUGCUUUUGGUUUCUCACGAAAGCAAGAAAGAGGAAUUCUGUAACAGUGAUCCUCCAGAACAUACCGUCCUUUUGCUUUCAUCUUUCAACUAUGUGUUAUAUGGUCUUCCUAACCUAGUUAUAACAUGAGUUUUUAAAACUAAAUGUUCAUGAGUGCACAGUAGUAAUAUAUCUUCUUUCCAUAUUUGUAAUACAAUCUAUACCCCCUCUUCAUAAAAUAUACUUAAUCUGUAUCAUAAAAUAAAAUAUUGUGUUUGGAAACAAAUGUUGAUUUUUAUUACCACUGUAUAAAGACUCCCUGGAGGUAAGCCUGUUGUUAUAAAUGCAAAGCAUUCAGACUG